AGAACAACAUCGCCAUUUUCAGGCUGGGGGCGGCGGCAGAUCUCCAGCGACGGAUUGCGGGAAUUAGGUCAGGCGGUCACGGACUGGCAGGAGCGGUCUCUUAGCAAAACAUCCCCUUCACCUGGAGAACUGUGCGUGUGCUCGGGCGGAGAUCGGACCUCGGGCCUCCAAUGAUCCGGGUCUGUGUGCUGUGGCUGUGUUUGAGUGUGGGUCCGGGCUGACCGCGGACUGAGCGCGUUUCACUGAUCCAAAUUCAGCCACUUCUACUCAACACAGCGGCUCAGAAUGAAAAGAAGAUUAAGCAGAGACAAAGAUGGUGGCAGCAGCUCCUGUGUGGAACUGAUGGAGGUUUGCAAGAGAGCUAGAUGUCCUAGUGAAAAUUCGGGAGAUCUGCCAUCAGACUGGGCGUGGCUACCACAGGAGAUACUGCUGUGCAUCUUUCAGUAUUUGCCGCUCCUAGAUCGAGCCUUCGCUGCUCAGGUGUGUCAUGGCUGGAAUCAAGCCUUUCACAUGCCAGAGCUCUGGAGAUGCUUUGAGUUUGAACUCACCCAACCUGCAAGCUCUUAUCUGAAGGCCACCCAUCCGGAUCUCAUCAAGCAGAUCAUCAAGAAGCACUCUAAUCAUUUACAGUAUGUCAGCUUUAAGGUGGACAGCAGUACAGAAUCAGCAGAGGCAGCAUGUGACAUCCUCUCUCAGCUAGUAAACUGCUCACUAAAGACCCUUGGGCUCAUCUCUACAGCACGUCCAAGCUUUAUGGAGUUACCAAAGUCUCACUUCAUCUCGGCACUGACAGUAGUGUUCGUCAACUCCAAGUCUCUUUCGUCACUUAAGAUUGAUGAUACGCCAGUUGAUGAUCCAUCGCUUAAGGUCCUUGUGGCCAACAACAGUGAUACACUCAAACUGCUGAAGAUGAGCAGUUGCCCACAUGUCUCCCCUGCUGGUAUCCUGUGUGUUGCUGAUCAGUGCCAUGGCUUGAGGGAACUGGCGCUGAAUUACCACUUACUCAGCGACGAGCUCCUUAUUGCACUCUCCUCUGAAAAGCAUGUGCAUCUGGAGCACCUUCGCAUUGACGUGGUGAGUGAAAACCCUGGUCAGCAGUUCCAUUCCAUCAAGAAGAGCAGCUGGGAUGCCAUGGUCCGCCACUCUCCGAAGUUCAACCUGGUCAUGUACUUCUUUCUCUAUGAGGAUGAAUUUGGCCCCUUUUUCAGAGAGGAAAUUCCAGUCACGCACCUUUAUUUCGGCCGUUCAGUCAGUAAGGACGUGCUCGGCCGUGUGGGCAUGAACUGUCCCCGGCUUGUUGAGCUGGUGGUCUGCGCUAAUGGCCUGCGCCCGCUGGAUGAGGAGCUCAUUCGCAUCGCUGAACGCUGCAAGCACCUGUCUGCCAUCGGCCUGGGGGAGUGCGAGGUGUCUUGUAGUGCGUUUGUAGAGUUUGUAAAGAUGUGUGGCCGGCGUCUCUCGCAGCUGUCCAUCAUGGAGGAGGUUCUCAUCCCUGACCACAAGUACGGCCUGGACGACAUCCACUGGGAGGUGUCCAAACACCUUGGCCGUGUCUGGUUCCCUGAUAUGAUGCCUACCUGGUAAAACCUUUUGUAGGCCAUUUCACCCCAGUCAAACAUCAUACACUUACAUUUUCUUUUUUCUAAUUUCUUUUUGGUUUCUGAGAAGAACUAUGGCGAUUCUCUUCAUGUGUUUUGAUCUUUUGAAUUUAUUUACACAUUUAAUACUAGAAAUACAUAAUUUUGAACAGAUAUCAGUGAAACGCAAAAAAAUUCAUGCUUUUUAAAAGCAUACAUUUCUACAUGAUCAGAAUCAAAAACUUCAGUAGAAUUGUAUUUGUGCUUGUUUUCAUGAAAGACUGCAGUAAUAGCUGUGUGUGUAUAUAAAUAUUGGAAUAUAAGCUUGUAUCCAGCUCAUAAUGGGGAAAACUACAGUGUAGUAAAGCUUUUGUAUUGUAAUAUUAGAGCACAUAAAAAGGCCAGCAUAAUUUUACCAUGUUAGGCUAAUUAAUUGUUUGUGUAUUCCCACGUGUGUCUACAUUUUUAGUAACUACUCUGCAACAUAAAUGUAGGAUUUAGAAGUUUAGAAGUGUUGCUCUUUUCCAUACUCUUUGUGGAAUUUGUAUGAAUAAUACAGAUUUUAUUUAUGUAUAUUAUUACAAAUGUAAUGGGGAGUAAGCUUUUGUCAACAAUAAUGGAGUGCUGAGGAAUAACUGAGGGCUUCAUGAUGAAUUAUAAUGACUUUGUCCAGAAGGUGGUGCUACUGAGCAACCAUCAUCUGCAGGCCAACUAAUCAUGUGAGGGUUUUUUUUUUUGUUUGUUUGUUUUUUUUGCUCUGCAGAAGGAAGUAUGAUUGGCUCAUUUAUGUGGCUAUGUGGUGGACAGAUGUCAGUUCUCCCUUUUUUUUGCUCAGAAGCACCUUUGUCAUGUUUUGUAAGAUAAACCUUUACAGCUUUUCUGGAUUUUCUUCUUUACCAACAUUCUCAGUUGUUCUUUUGAGUUUCCCCUCAAGAACAUCUAUCUGUCUCCAUCAUCCAGCUGAAUGGAAGUAUUAAGUUUAAAAAGAUGUUCACAAAAGAGUAUUUGGACAUUUUAAAUAUUAGCUCUAUCCCUAUUAUUUAAAAUCUACUACAGUUAAGUGGAGAUGCUUUUUGCACCUUACACAUAACAUAUAAUUAAUUAUUAUAACCGGAUUAUUAUAUACACAGGGGUGAUAGCGUUCCGGCGCCGCGCCGGAAAUC
Molecule: messenger RNA, 2737 nt
Organism: Astyanax mexicanus (Mexican tetra)
Lineage: Eukaryota; Metazoa; Chordata; Actinopteri; Characiformes; Acestrorhamphidae
Gene: fbxl3a
Product: F-box and leucine-rich repeat protein 3a
Exons: 5
Coding region: 286-1581 (431 amino acids)
Biological process (GO): G2/M transition of mitotic cell cycle; SCF-dependent proteasomal ubiquitin-dependent protein catabolic process; regulation of cell cycle
Cellular component (GO): cytosol; SCF ubiquitin ligase complex; nucleus
Molecular function (GO): protein binding
Source: RefSeq, a predicted model, not a curated record